AUGGAAAUUAUGAGAUGGAAGCCACAGAAGUCUUUGCAGGAUAUACUGGCGACAAAGGCAUCUAAAAGGUCUCCAUUGAUAUUAAGAAUGGUGAUCCUGCUUUUCUCCGUGCAAAUAGAUACUAUUAGAGAGAUUAAUCCUCUGAAAAUCCAAGCAGUCGAUCGGCAAAAUCGAGCUUGUAGAAAUUCACGAAUAGAGGAACAAGAGUUGCCUUAUACUUUGGGAAAAGUGAUUCACACCUUCGAAUGUCUUGAAUGCGCAUGCAAUCCGGUGCGAUUCUUUGCGAUCGUGUCCAUGCAAAGGUCGGGGAGUGGAUGGUUCGAAACAUUGCUAAAUAGUCACAAAAAUUUGAGCUCGAAUGGAGAAAUAUUUGGACUGCGAGAUAGGAGGAAGAAUGUUUCAGUGAUCUAUAAGACACUAGACAAGGGAUUGAUGGAGUACCACAAAGACAUAGCAAAUUACUUGAUGAGAAGAGGAGUCUCCAUUAUAUUUCUUUUCAGGAGAAAUCUACUCCGCCGGAUGGUUUCCUUGCUUGCUAAUAAAUAUGACAAAGAGGCCAAACUAUUGAAUGGUACCCACAAAUCCCAUGCCCAUACACCACAUGAGGCUCAAAUACUAGCAGGAUAUAAGCCAUCUGUCAAUGUUACAAUACUUGUAUCUACAUUGAGGUCUACAGAGAAAACAGUUACAAAAGCUUUGGAGAGCUUCAAAAGCACUCGACACAUUGUUUUAUACUAUGAAAACAUACUUGCAAAUCGAAUGAAACUAGUGGAUGUGCAAGAAUUCUUGAAGUUGCCACAACAAAAUCUUACUAGCCUUCAGCUCAAGAUACACACUGCCCCUCUCCCGAAACAAAUAGCCAACUUCAUUCAAUUCAUAACUCCUCCUGAGCACUGA
Messenger RNA from Striga asiatica, 897 nucleotides. Lineage: Eukaryota; Viridiplantae; Streptophyta; Magnoliopsida; Lamiales; Orobanchaceae. The record is from the annotation of a GenBank genome assembly.